CGAUGAUUGACUCAUUGUAUAAGUCAUAGAAAACAUAAAAUCUAUGAACAUGCUAUGUGAAAUGUGGUUUUCGUUUUAAUUACACAACAUUUAAUAAAUAAAAAAAAAUUGAAAAAGAUAUGUAAAAAGAUUUCCAAUGCUGUCAAAAGUAUCUGUAUGUGGAGUUGAACGGUACCAAGAAAUUUAUUAAUAAAAAAUAACACUUGUUGAUUUAGUUUAUGAAGUGAGUGGACAAAAAUGGCUGAUAAAAAGAAGACGGGGGCAGGAGGCGAUGCCCCAGCAACUGCGAAACCCAAAGGAAAGGAGGCGAUGGAACCUGAGGAGCUGCCUAAGACACCCUCAGAAAUCGCCAGAGAAGAGGCCGAAUACCGAUCAAUGAUGAGGAAGAACAGGUUCAAGCGCCGCUGGCCUGAGAUCCAGAGGCCCAAGUUAAGGACGAGGAAGUGGCGACCUCCAGGACCACCGCAGAGGAUACCUCCCAUUGUGGUAGAACUUCCAGAGCUGACUACCCGCACAUGGGUGCCUCCGUUUCGGCGCCGACGUCGCCCGAGGAAGAAGUUGAUGAGAAUACCACGCGAAGAAAUAACUCAGCCGUUGUAUGAAUGUGCCACGCUGAAGAAGAUCUGGCAUUCGUUCUACCAAGUGGAGAAGAAUAAAAUGAUGUUACAAGGCAGCAUAGGGUGCGAUUCCAGAAGAUAUUCGUCUACAGCUUGUGGGUCCCAAACUGCCUGCAUUGCGGUGAUCUGCCGAGCUCUUCUAGACGAAAAGCCAGCUUCAGCGUUGGUGAAGAGAGAUGUGAACGAGGUGAUAGAAGCGGGGGAUAGGUACUAUCAUCAGUGUAUGGUGGCCAUGAAGUGUUAUAAAGGAAAGCCCCAACUAAGCCUAAACCAGCUGCUAACAUCAUUCUUCUUCCACGACACCAAGUAUACAAUAAAGAUGCAAGAAGCAGAAAAGGGGCUGCUUGCCAAACAUCCUGAUAAUGUACAGUCUGCACCUGAUUUCAUGGCGUUGAUGGAGAAGAAGAUUGGUCAAACUUACAUGAUGAUCCUGUCGAUCGGCGGCGACAAGCACUUUUUGAUCUGGGGCCACCCGCCGGAGGUUGUCAGCAGCUGCAAGACAGUUUGCUACAUCUUCGAUCCUCACAUGCUUAAUGAAUUGGGACAGCCUAACAAAUUGGGUGGAGCGGGUGCGUUUCUUCGCUACGCAGGAGUAACGUCCUUCGUUUUGGACUUCCUGGCCAACCAUGGGAAUCUGGACGUCUCUAAGAAGAGCAUGCCGAAACCGGCCAUCACACUGACUAACAUUGAAGUGGUACAAAGGGAGCCAUUACAACGAGUGCCAGAUUACGACUUAGAUCUGAAGGCAUUGAAGAUACAUUGCAGAGCAGAGUGGGAUAGCAUGAACAUCAACGCUCUCAUAGAGAAGAAGAGGACAGAGGGUCAAUAUCCUCUGGCGUCCCUCAGUGCUGUAAGUUUGGCGACCUCACGAGGCACCUCUAGAAGGAAAGUCAGAGAUUUCUACCAGAAGACACCUAAAGAGCCCCCACCAGUCCUCCCCAUGCAGCCGGAGAAGGCUCCCCUGAGCCCUACAUACGAUCAGAUCAUGGCGAUGAGAGGAGAAGACUUCUUCUUAUUCUGUCCUAGGUCUGAUGGACAUACCUACGGAAGGGAUGAUAUGAUUCCACCGCCAAAGGAAGAGCCGAUAUUGCACAGUCCAGUGGACAUCGCAGACAAGAAUUUCAUAUCUCAGUUCCAGCAGCUGGACGCUGGGAAGUGGAUCCUAAGGGGCACCAGGCACAUGGCCAGUUACAAAUACCAAACGUUCAAGACAUAUACGGCUGUCCCGUGCUGUGUGAUCGCUAUAGCCAUGUUGAGACGCAUGAGGGCUAGAGCUUGGAACGAAGACACUAUCGACGAAACCUUGGAUCUUGGCUAUAAUCUGUUCAGAGAAUCACUGGUGGAACGAGGCGGACCGAUCCGUCGCCUCGUGUUGGGGGAACUGAAGGAGAGCUUCAGGAUACGAGACAAGGAGUACACUCCAAAGCAACGCGGUAUAGCUGUUUGGGGCAAGCUGGUCUCUGGAAACCCCAAAGUGUUUGAUGUUUGUAGAGGAAUCGACGCUUUCUUCAAGGAGGCUGACAGCGGGAUCCUUCAGGUGCCAGGAGAAUAUGAAUGUGGGAUAUGGAGCGAGGGAGACAGAUAUUAUCUGUACCACCCAUGGCCAGCUGACAGGACUGGACGAAGGGUGAGCCUCCAAGGGGGCGGCAAAGCUUGCCUGUUAUACUUCAACCGUAUCUCCCACCUCUGCGACUACUACAUGGAGAACGUAGCCGAUAUCAAGAUGAAGCCGUUCAGCAUUUCUGAAGUGGGCUGUUACGAGAGAUAUGACUUGCCUGAGCCAAUCAAUAAGAUGAAGCCCGUGGCGCCAAACCGCUGGGUGGUGCGAGGUCGUUUCCACGAGGCUGAUGCUAGAUUCCCUGAAGAACACAGAGGGAAACAAGCCACGCCCGCUUCCAUCACAGCCAUAGCGAUGUCUCACAUCAUAGAGCCUGCUAACUGGACAGCAGACGAUAUUGAUGAGACUCUAGUCAGAGGUGACAUCCUGUACCAAAAUACAAUGGAACACCUUGAACGCAUGGGCAUAAGUCUGGACACCCCCAAGAGUGAAGAAGUUGAAGAAGAAGAGGACGGUGGCAGCCCAUCCGGGACCCUAGCCGCUGCAGAUGUGAUUAACAAGUUUAAAGUUACAGACUUCGAUUGCAUUGAGACUGAUGUUAUGGACAGCUUGUAUAGUGGCCAAUUGAACGCUGAAAAGGGCAGUGGAGUAAUGUCCCUCAAAGAAUCCCUGAAGAGUCUCUUUAAGAGUUACCGUCAUGCGGUGGUCACAGCUAGGGGCGGGUCCACCGCUAUCUGGUACGAUGACGAUCAUCUGUACUUCUUUGAUCCUCAUGGGUGUGAUGAGAAUGGUGCACCAUCCGACGAGCCAAGGGCUGCAGCCGCCCUGGUCAGACUCAGCAACAACGUUGAGGAACUGGCCAACAUUAUCAUGGGUAAUCUGGCUCCUGGGCAGGAUGACAGCUUCAACAUAUCUCCCGUGAUCAUAACUGCUUCCAAGCUUAAUCCGGAGUUGGGAGCGCCGGCUACCAAAUUAGAUAACAAAGAAUUCGCGUGGAUCGGCAAAGGAACUGCGGCCAUCUUGAUGGGACCCAGAGGAGAGAACAGUGCAAUUGGCAAGGCUGCCGAAAAAGCUGGCAUUGGCGAAGACGAUAUGGCAGGAAGAACUCUGGCCUUACCAGCUGCAGCGGCUUUCUGCGCCGCCACGGACUCUGUUCCACCACCAUUCAUGCAUAACGACCACAUGUUCAACUUCCUUGAUGCUGGUACAGAGUACUACUUGAACCACGUUAAGAAAACAGGCCGUAAGGAUAUCCAAGUUGAAGAUCUUUCAGAGAAAUUCGAGAUGGGUGCUAACACCUUCUCCAUUGAAUUGGGAGAGCCCAUCAAAUUGCCGCUGAGAUUGCCCGAUGAGCCUGCUGGGGAAGGUGAAGAAGGUGGUGAAAAGGAAGAACUUGGUGAAGGCGAAGAAGAGAAAGAAGUCAUGAAACAAAUAAAAGAUGCGCUUUUCAAGCAAUGGUACGACCCAAUGAAGCCGACUACAGUGUCCCUGCUGGUGGGUGACUACCACCAGAUGGGCGUGUGGGUGUCUGCUGGCGGGAAAGUAGUUGCUUUUGAUCCCGCACCUACACUCUUCAAAGGGAUGCUGACCAGGCAGAGAAUCACUAAGGGAGACGAGAUCAGACUUCAACGCAUUAAGGACGAGAUGGCCGGUGAAGGUGGCGGCGAUGAAGAAGAAGGAGACGAGGAAGCUGGUGGCGAAGGGGAAGCCCAGCCCGAACCCGAGCCAGAAUUCGUUCCACCUGAAGCUUGUCCCGCUCUGAUGGUGUUCGCCAGUCCAGCUGAGUUCAUCGACAAACUUACGCUCCAAGGCCCUCUAGACAAGAAGCAGUGUCUGGCGCCGUACAAAUUGUACCCGGUGACGAUCACCAACGAGUUAACGUCACUUUUGAAGGAAAAGAAGUCAACCGAGCCUAAGGAAGGAGAAGAGGAAGAUGAAGCAGAAGCGAUGAUAGAACCCCUGUCGGACGCCGCCAUUGGCCAGUACUUCACCAAGGUCAGCCGCGCGAUCGCGUCGCUCCGAGGCAAACUGUCACAAGGAGAGAACUACUUCAUGGAGCAGCCCAACAGGGACAACCAGGAUGCAGCCAACGCAGUGAUGGGUAUAGUAGUAGAUCACAUAGAGCCGUACGGGUUCUGGAAGCCAUCACUGAUCGACGCUAUCCUCAAAUACGGCGACCGACUCUACACCCUGUCUCUACCGAAUGCAAGCGUACCUCCAAGGCUGUCACCGGCAGAGAUUGUGCCAGAGUUUCAUGUCACAACUUUCAACGUAAGGCUAGAAAUAGAACAAAACACAGCAAUAGGCGACAUCAAAGCAGGCGAGACUGGUGGUGUGCUCAAUAUAAAGCGAGCUAUCGACAAGUUCUUUGAGAGUGGCAAGCAUGGAAUACUUUGCUGCAAACAUUACUGCGUUGGCAUCUGGCGAGCUUCCGAUGAUAAAGCAUAUUGUUUAUGGGAGCCUCACGCAGUAGGUCCAGCUGGGAACACAUCUCCGAGUGGAUCGGCUGGAAUCAUCCUCUUUUCCACUGUGGAUCUUAUGGCUGAAGUCAUUAAGAAGAAUAUUGAAGCUACAGGAAGAGCUGGGCCUAAUACUUUAUCCAUAUCUGGCGUGAAAGUGUUCUGGGAGAUAUCAAAGACUCCUCAAGGCGUGACUGCGCAAGGAGCAGUACCUGAUGAAGGAUACGAGUGGAAGGUGCUGACGGCGUACGUUGAGAAUGCUCGAGGAAGAACUAUACUGAGGGGCAGCAGACCAAAUGAUCUAGUCAGAUUCACAAGAGACUCUUUGAUUCAGUCGUCUUGCGGCGCCAUCGUAGCGGCAGCCAUGUCGCACGUCAGAAGAUCACAUCUAUGGACCGCCAAAACUGUGGACGAAAUUAUGUGCAUCGGCUGUCAAUUGUUUGCCAACUCAGUGGGCACUUUAGGCUACGAGUUCAGGCCGGGAGAUGAUGUGCUCCAUCCAUUACAGGUGUUGAAGAGGUUCGUCAUGGGUGUCAACUACGUGAGGUAUGACUUGGACGCGAUCUACUCUGGGAAGCUGGAACAGAAGGAGCCGACGGAGAUGACUGUCAGAUCAGCCCUAGAGAGGUUCUUCGAGGGCCACACGCACGGCAUCCUGUGGUCGGUGCCGCACGCGGUGGCCGUGUGGCGCGUGUCGGGCGCUCCGCCCUUCUACAUGAUGGAGCCCCACGCUUGCGGUGCUACGGGGCUCAGGAUCGAUGCACAGGACGACGGCGCCGCUUGUGUUUUGACAUUCACGUCUGCUAAGCUGAUGGCUUAUGCAUAUCUUCAAAACAUCCCAGUGAUACAACGUCCCAAACACGAUUUCCAACUAUACGCGAUGUCGGCCGUAGUACAGCCUAUAAAACCACUCGGCCCCGUGAUGCCGCCAUUGGUGAGGGCACCUGAGGGGGUGAAGCUUGUGCCAGCCACCAGCAAGGUUGGCGUCGAUGGAACUAAGCGUCGUGCGGACGAGCAGGAUAGGAAGCAUCCUCCGGGAAGCGCUACUUGCAUGGACGCUCAACGAGCCACAGAGAAACGUGACAAGGAAAUGAAGCUGAAGGGUCUAAGAAACACGAGUGGUUGGCUGGUGCUGCAAGAUGGCACCCAGUUCCUGUCGGCUCACCACUCCAUGGCCUGCAAGAGGUUCCCGUACGGGUCUAGAGGACACCAGGCCCUGGCGUGUGCAGUGAUGGCGGUGGCAAUGUCUAGAGUAGAAGACGUCUGCCGAUGGUGCUCGUCCAAUCUCGACGAUAUACUGGAGAGCGGCGAUCAGUUAUACCAGGAUAGCUAUCUGCACUUUAAGCCUCCGACGAAGAUAUUGUCUAUACAGCAGAUACUGCGUAAAUUCUACACGCCCGGUAACUGUGUGUGUCGCGUGCAAGUGUAUAAGCCUCGGCAAAAAGGGAAGGUUGACACUGAUCUCGUGGAACAGCUGUCACAAUUCUUUAUGGAGGAAAAGGCUGGCGUUUUCGUUGCUGGCAGGGGAGACUUUGCUGUCGCCUUAUUCAGAACUCCCAGAGGGUAUUACAUGUUCGACCCAGCCGACAGAGAUCGCUACGGGCGCGCAGUGGCGCCCCCAUGUACUGGGAAGGCGAGAGCUUGUUUCUCACAGUAUCCUACUGUGGAGGCAUUGGCAGAGAAGUUGGGCCCGAACAUACCACCGGUUCUUAACGAAGAAGUAGCAAAGGAGCCUGGAUCGAUUGGGGAGAGAAAAUCGAGGACAUCAUUGAAACAGGAGACAACGGAGGUGAAAGACGAUAAAGAGGUACACUUUGAAGAGCCAGCCACAUUCUCUGUAUAUGGAAUGGACGUCACCAACUUGCGUAAACUGAAUCAACACGAACGAUAAUAAUAAAAAAUUUAAAAAAAAAAAGAAAAUUUAAAAACACUCUAUGGGUCUAGUCUACGCAAGUUGGAAAUUGCCGUCCAUUUAUGUCCAAGUGAAUAUUGUUAUGUAGGUAUGAACUUUAGUAAUACGCGACUUUAAAAUUGUUUAUUUUUGACGUAAGUAGGUACAUGAUUUUUAUGCGGCUUUUUAAUAAAACUACUAAAUUUGUGGUUGUAAUUUUCCUUAUUUUUUAAAUCGAGAUUUGAAUUUCGAAUAACAAUGUAUCGCGUGUAUUUGAAAUUGGAACUGUGUAAUUUAAAAAAUAAUUUUGAAUUAGAAAAUGUUCUUUCAUGAGAUUUUUUGUUGGUUUCCAUUUAAUAUUUGUGUACCUAAUUUUCAUAAUCGAAUUAGUUUAUAAGCUAAUAUAAUUAUAAAUAUAAUUUAAUUACUUGCGUGGUUAGAUCUGUAGUGUACAUAAUAUAAUUGUUUUUUAUAUAAAUUGUAACAAAAAAAUGUUAAGUAUGUCUGUAAGGUCGAAGCCACAUUUUGUCAUAGAUUUUGUAAUAUAAAUUAUAAAAGAA
Messenger RNA from Plodia interpunctella (Indianmeal moth), 7085 nucleotides. RefSeq lists its product as uncharacterized. The coding region runs from base 238 to 6525 and encodes 2095 amino acids. The transcript is spliced from 50 exons. Lineage: Eukaryota; Metazoa; Arthropoda; Insecta; Lepidoptera; Pyralidae. The record is from RefSeq and is a predicted model, not a curated record.